AUGACCACCCCUGGAGGGACAGACAUUUGGUUUCCCGAACCAGAACCAGUCACCUCUUCCCAGAGCCCAGCUGCACAAGGCUCAGGCUCCGCUAUUUCAGUGUCACAGACCAGCCUGUCGCCGCCAGAUGUGCCUACAGAGAAAACGUCGAAUGAGAGCAGCAGCACCAGCGACCCCUACAUGCAUCUCGUGGACGCCAUCUGUGACAAGGGCAGUGACUACUCCUACGAAGCAUCUGAAGAGGAUGAAGACUCAUCCUCAGGAGGGGAGCAGGGCGAUGCAGCCUCCAGUGCCAGCCCCAUCCUGCAGCAGCCACUGGUUGCUGUGAUUCACCCUUCAGAAACAGAGGUAGCUUCACAGGGCAAAUACUCGAGGACAGGAAUGGACCGGAUGGAUUCAGCUCUUGCGCGCCAGGACCCAGAGCGCAGGAGUGGGUUUUCAGCCUGGCGGGCGGCACGCAGGAAGAGAAAAGAGGCGGCUGCUGCAGCUGCAGCUGCGCCAGAUGUGCCAGGGACGUCCAUGGAAGGAUCCCCGGAGCCAAAGUUGCUGUACACAGCCCCUGCGUCACCAAUCACCUCCCCCUUUGAUGCCGCGUCCCAGGCAGCGAGCCCUCUUGCGCGCGGCUGGCAGCCCCUAAACAGCCGCCUGGACUCUGCACUCGACUACAUGAACCGCAGCACAGACCUGCGCAUCUCGCGCUCGGACCUGCAGCUUGGUAUAUUGCCCACCAUCGCAAGCCCGGGCCGCUCAGCAAACGACGCUGACGAGCUGGAGUCAGGCGCUGGCAGCAACCGCAGCCCCCCUUCAAUCCAACGUGUCGUCGGCUCUGAGACUGCAUCCGGCACAGCUGUGCUGAGGACGCCCGGUCCAUCUCCAGAGAGGUGGCCCUUCAAGCUCCCUGUCCGCAUAAAUGCUUCCUUCUCGUCGGCUCCAAGGGAGUCGUUUGAUCUAGCGUUCUCGACUCCCCCUUCCGGCAACCCAAACCCCAUGGCUGUUUUGGCAACUCUGUGCCAGUCGGCCCAGUCCUUGGUGCAAAUGCCGUUUGUGGGUAUUCUGUUGCUUGAAGAUGACAAGAUGACCUCCCUCCUGCAGUUUUCCUAUGGCAGCGGCGCUUUGAAAGCCCCCUUGGACGCCGGGUUCAUCGGAUCCCUGCUUGAACCGAGCACAGUGGACAUUUUGGUUGUGGAGGAUACUCUCCAGCACCCGAGGCUGAAGUCAAAUGCGGCAGUCUUGGAGCCCCCAGGCCUUCGAUCCUAUGCGGCCGUCCCGCUCAUCACCAGUUCUCAGCUUCGUCUUGGCUCGCUGUACAUUGCAGAUGUGCAGCCGCAGCAGCUUGACACGGAUGCGGUCCUGGCGCUGAAGAACUUUGCAAAGGCGGCCAUCAAGCGCCUGGAAAAGAUGGGCGUGGCUGCCCAAGUCCUGGAGCGGCGACGGGACCUGCUGCGCACGCUAGCUCCUCAGCAGGAGGCACAGCUGGUGGUGGACACUGCCACAGUCAACUGGCAGGUGCUGCAGGCAAAUGCAGCUGCCAAGGAGAGCAUCGGGCUUGUGGAAGAGGGCGGCUUGCUGGGAGGCCUUUGGGACUUGUUCGCCGACGCCCCACAGACUGAGGAGGAGGGACAAAGUGCAUCAGUCCCCACUGGACUGGGCCAGAAGAUCAUCUGUGGAAAGGAGUUUGCUCUGCGGGUGCGCCAGCUAGCUGCAUCAUCUGCAGCCAAUUUCACUCUGCACUUCAGGCCUGCACCGGCCACAGCAGAGGACGGCUCUGAGGGCCGCAGCAUCGAGCCAAUCUACUUUGUUGACAUCCGCAGAGGCUGGCAGGCACUGCAGACUGCCGGCCCAACCACACCUGAUGGGCCCCCUAAACGGGGUGCCCGCCAAUACUGCGGGGUCACCUGCCUGAUCUCGUGA
Messenger RNA from Coccomyxa subellipsoidea C-169, 1911 nucleotides. RefSeq lists its product as hypothetical. The record is from RefSeq and is a predicted model, not a curated record. Gene Ontology annotation, molecular function: protein binding. Lineage: Eukaryota; Viridiplantae; Chlorophyta; Trebouxiophyceae; Coccomyxaceae. Bases 1 to 1911 code for a protein of 636 amino acids. The transcript has 9 exons.